UGAAAGGUGAGAGAGGAGGGCUCGUGCUUGGAAGGUUCGCGGGAAACGUCCCAAAACAAAUCGGUUCUGGUGGACACGCGAUCGACUCCAGACACAGUUUGAACUUGUCAAUCAAAAGGCAAACUAAUCGAUCUGAUCGAUCACAGGUGACGGUGAUCCGUGACUGACGGUACACAGCGGGCUGAAGCACUCGGUGACCGGCGACAGAGAUGGCGGAGAGACCCGAAGACCUGAACCUGCCCAACGCGGUGAUCACACGCAUCAUCAAGGAGGCGCUCCCAGAUGGGGUGAACGUGUCCAAAGAAGCCAGGAGAGCCAUUUCCCAAGCUGCCAGUGUGUUUGUGUUGUAUGCAACAUCCUGUGCAAACAACUUCGCCAUGAAAGCCAAACGGAAAACUCUGAACGCAGGAGACGUUCUGGCUGCGAUGGAGGAAAUGGAGUUUGAGAGAUUCUUGGAGCCGCUCAGGGAAGCUCUGGAAGUGUACAAGAAGGGCCAGAAGGGAAAGAAGGAAGUGUCCGAGCAGAAGCGUAAAGACAAAGAGAAGAAGGCCGACUCUGAGAACGAUAAGAGCAGAGAGGAGGAGGAGGAGGAGGAGGAAGAGCGCAUGGAGGACGAACCUGAAGCUGAGAACGAAGCCGAGGAGGAGGAGGUGGAGAACUGACGAAGCUCUGAUGAUACGAACGAUGAAAUGCACUCCGGUCACCGGCCUGGACGUGAUGCGUUUAAGUGACGCUCGGCCAUGAAUCAACACAUCCAGGUUCACAGUGCAGCACGGCGAGCUCUGAGGAGGCGGAGCUCCCUUAAUAACGUACUUCUCUGUGCAGCUGCCGUCUUCCAACCUGAUAAGAAACAAAGCACAAGGUCAAACCACGUCCUGCACUUCCUGCAUCUUUGUCCGUUUUGUAUUUUUGUGUAAAUAUCCGUGUCACCUUUUGAUACAAACGUUCCCAACAGGAAGCGACAUUCAGUAGUUCAGAAAGUUAAAGAUUCAGUUACACUUAGUUAAUACACUUUUCAGUCAGUUUACCACAGAGGGAAGGGACAACACAGACGGUAGUUUGACCUGCGUCCAGGUAGGAAUAGUUCUGAAAAGUCGCCAGAAUAAAUGUUGGCAUUUUACGUUUCUGCAAAACACAGAUACAUUACAUUCGUACGUUAUUAUGUAGCAUUUAAACUUUACAUUUAAACAAUGCUGUGGUUAAAGGCACCUGAAAGCAGCACAAAAAGAAGUGAUGUUGCUCCAGGUUGUGUUUAUGUUUAGGCACAAAGAAAAACCACUCGUCACGGUGGGGAAAAGGUCGUGCUCUGGCUUAAAAUACCGGUUCUUUGUGGCAGUGUCCCGGCAGGAAAUACAGCAAUGUCUCGGUAAAUAACAGCUGCUUUUUGUGGUGCUGUCCUCGGUAGAAAAAUAGCGACUAGUCCCUAAAAACAUCCACACGGAAGACGAAGCUUGACUCACUGAAAAACAGUUGAUUUUUUUGUUUGUUGGUCUGCAGCUUGUCCACCGUCCCCUCCACCUCCUGAGGACAGGCAGCUCAAACAGUAGGUCAGUUUAAAAAACGUUGAUUUGAUGCGUAUGAAAUGUAUUCAUGGUUUACAGGAACGUACGAUGCCAACAUUUUCUUCUGGCAACUGGACUGACGUGUUUUUUAUUUGACAAAGAAUCCAAAGUUCUCAAAUGUCAGACGCCAUGCAAAAGGAAGAAGUUUGUAGAACACGUUGCCAAAAAUAAAAAACAGUCUAAUAUUUGUAAAACAUGGAUUUAAAUCAGGAACUUUUUGAUCCAAGACAACAAAAUCUGACCUGAAGUUUUGAUUCAAGGCUUCUACACUUGUUCUGAAUUUAGCGUCCUGGCUGGAUUUGUGUUUUGUUCAGUAACUAGGUGUUUUCCUACUAACACACAAACAGUUUGACAAACUACUAGCAGCAGAUACCGAGCGUCCAACAGCUACAUGUGAUAAAUUCUACAUUGGAAGCUUCACACCUGUAACGACUGUUAGUUAAAACCUGUUGUGUUGGACGACAUGAGUUGAGCAUGAACAGCUGCAGCAGUGUGUCUGCGUGCGGUUCCUCUUUGUUCCUGAUCUGCUGAGUUUUUGAAGCAUUUGUACUUUUGUAGGAUUGUAUAUGACUGGCUGAGAUUUGCAAUAAAUAUUUUGUAUGAAAAGCAAAA
Messenger RNA from Epinephelus lanceolatus (giant grouper), 2174 nucleotides. It is a transcript of the gene pole3, whose product is annotated as polymerase (DNA directed), epsilon 3 (p17 subunit). Gene Ontology annotation, biological process: heterochromatin formation; leading strand elongation; DNA damage response. The record is from RefSeq and is a predicted model, not a curated record. Gene Ontology annotation, molecular function: chromatin DNA binding; protein heterodimerization activity. Gene Ontology annotation, cellular component: epsilon DNA polymerase complex; CHRAC. Lineage: Eukaryota; Metazoa; Chordata; Actinopteri; Perciformes; Serranidae.